AUGGCUGGGACCCCAGGAGAGCGGAGGCCCCUGCUGGGCCGGGUCCAGAGCAUCGGGGGCUUGGUCCCGAGGGGCCGCAAGGCGGCCCUUGCCGCCAUACUGCUGGCCGAGAUGCUUGAGCGGGCCGCCUUCUUUGGCAUCUCUGCGAACCUGGUGCUGUACCUCAACAGCGUCAACUUCAACUGGGAGGGGGGCCAGGCCAGCGGGGCGGCCCUGGUGUUCUUGGGGGCCUCGUACCUACUGUCUCCCGUCGGGGGGUGGCUGGCUGACGUCUACCUGGGCCGCUACUGCACCAUUGUCCUCAGCCUGCUGCUCUACCUGGUCGCCUCCUGCCUGCUGCCCUUCACCUCCUUCGCCGACGGGCGGGUCUCCUUCUGUGGGAAGAUGCCCGCCCCUGAGGUCCAGCCCCCCUGCCCCUCCUCGGGCUGCCAGCUCGAGUCCCCCAGCCCUUACUGCGCCCCCACCAUGUACACUGGGCUGCUGCUGCUGGGGCUGGCCGUCAGCUCCGUCAGGACCAACCUCACCUCGUUUGGUGCCGACCAGGUGAUGGAUCUGGGCCAGGGAGCUACCCGCCGCUUCUUCAACUGGUUUUACUGGAGCAUCAACCUGGGGGCCGUGUUCGCGCUGCUGGUGGUGGCCUUCGUGCAGCAGAACAUCAGUUUCCUCAUCGGCUACACCAUCCCCGUGGUCUGCGUGGGCCUGGCGCUCCUCCUCUUCCUCCUCCCCAGCCGCUCCUUCGUCACCAAGCCCCCCAUGGGCAGCCAGGUGUCUUCCAUGCUGGCCCUCGCCCUCCGGGGCUGCUGUCCUCGGGCCUGGUGGCGUCUCUCUGCCAGGCGGGAGCCUCCGGGAGCCGAGGUGAUUUCGUCCCGGGGAUCUUCCCCUCAGGGUCCCUCGCGCCAGGAGGAUAUUGCCAACUUCCGGGCCCUGGUGAAGAUUCUUCCAGUGUUGCUGACGUUGGUGCCUUACUGGAUGGUGUAUUUCCAGAUGCAGUCCACGUAUUUUCUGCAAGGCCUGCACCUCCUCAUCCCCAACUUCUUCCCUUCUGGUCCAACCGGCAGUGACGGCUACAUGUUCCCGGACGCCUGGCUCCUCUUGACCAACGUGGUAGUGUUACUCGCCCUGGUGCCGCUGAAGGAUCGUGUCGUCGACCCCUUCCUGCAGAGACAUAGGCUGCUCCCCUCGGCCCUGAAGAAGAUGGCCCUGGGCAUGUCCUUCGGCUUCGCCUCCGUCAUCGUGGCAGGGAUCCUGGAGAUGGAACGCCUGUCCUUGGUUCACCGCAACGAAACGGUGGUCCAGCGCAUCGGGCUGGAGGAGUACGUGGCGGCGCCCCUGCCCAUCUGGUGGCAAGUACCCCAGUACCUGCUCAUCGGCAUCAGCGAGAUCUUCGCCAGCAUCCCAGGGUUGGAGUUCGCCUACUCGGAAUCGCCCCGCUCCAUGCAGGGAGCCAUCCUGGGCAUCUUCUUCUGCCUGUCGGGGGUGGGCUCUCUGCUGGGCUCCAGCCUGGUGGCGUUGCUGUCCCUCCCAGCGCUGGGCUGGCUGCACUGCCCCGAAGACCACGGAAACAUUAACAAUUGCCGGCUGGACCUAUACUUCUUCCUGCUGGCCGGGAUCCAGGCUGCCGCCGGCUUCCUCUUCCUCUGGAUCGCCCAUCGCUACGAGAAGCCGGCGCCCGCCCCAACGUGCCAUCGCUGCGCCAGCCGGGAGGGAGGCUGAGCCCCCUCAAGGGCCGCGGGCGGGAUCCUGCCAUUCAAUCUCCCCCGGCCACCCCCCCGGCCCCGAGACACAGACCCGCGAGGCCGCUCUGGUUUCCUUUCCGGUUUAUUCCGUACCCAACAACUGAAGAGCGAAACGUUUGCCAUAAAUAACAGG
Tachyglossus aculeatus (Australian echidna) is the source of this 1869-nucleotide messenger RNA. It is a transcript of the gene SLC15A3, whose product is annotated as solute carrier family 15 member 3. Gene Ontology annotation, cellular component: lysosomal membrane. Gene Ontology annotation, biological process: transmembrane transport. The coding region runs from base 1 to 1713 and encodes 570 amino acids. Gene Ontology annotation, molecular function: transmembrane transporter activity. Lineage: Eukaryota; Metazoa; Chordata; Mammalia; Monotremata; Tachyglossidae. The record is from RefSeq and is a predicted model, not a curated record. The transcript has 8 exons.